GCGGGGCUGGGACCGAGAGAGUGAGAGCGAGAGAGAGGGAGAGAGAGGCAGAGAGAAGCCGAGGCACUCAGUUGUCGAGAGCCAGUGAUGGUGGCACCAAGCACGCCGCGCGGCAGGGAGGGCGGCGCAGUGUUGUGGUGUGUUAGAGAGGCUUGUAGAGGGGCCACGUGAGGGGGUAGGUGCUCCCCCUCGUCACACCUGCCCCUCACAUCGUUACCUGUGCCCCGUGCCCCGCCUCCUCGAAAGUGUGUGCCCCGGGAGCCCCCAAAGUGAAGGAGAUUUCAUAGGGAUUACUGACUUGACUGACUGACUGGUGCUCGACGGUCAGGUCAGGUCAGUCCAGGUCAGGUCGUGCGCGGAGGAGUCAGGGCCCGCAAGAAUGACCUUACGGACAUCACCCACCCACGGCGAGGGAGCAAAACAGAGGCGGAGACAGCGGCGGGCCCUGGCGCGUGUCUGACUGACUGAAAGGGCCAGCUCGUGUAGAUAAAGAAGUACCGUGCCCUGGGAACCACUUGAUACAGCGAAGAAAACUGACAAACUACGUGGAAACCUUUGAAUGUAAUGAAGAAAAAACUUGCCACUAUAGAUAUUUAAAGUGCGUGGAAACAUGACGUGAAAACCUUUUGAUAUAGUGAAGAAAACUGACUCACUAUGUGGAAAUCUCUUAAAAUAGUAAAGAAAAGAGACUUACUGCUAUAGAUUUUUAAAGUGCGUGAGUGUCCGAGUGACUGAUAAAAAGGGUAACUAGUGAAAACCUUUUGAUAAGCGAACUUAGAACGUGACGACAACCUUUGAAAACAGCGAAGAAAAGAGACUUAGUGCUUUAGAUUUUUAAAGUGCGUGGAUGUCUUGAGUGGCUGACUGAAGGAGUAACGCGUGUGUUUAAGAAAAUGACUUGAUAUCCCUUGAAAACGAAGGUGCAUUCAGACUUAAAGUGACAGAUUGAAAGACGUUUUUUGUGUUGCUAUUGUGAUUUCUCCUCCUCCUCGUCCUCCUCCUUCUCCGCCUCCUUCAUCGUCAUGGCUAUUGGAAGUUACUGAAGUUACCAAGCGUACGUCUGUGUGUAUGUGUCGUGUCGUGAAAAUGAAAAACAUGAAUUGAGGAAAAAAAGGAAUUACGUUUACAUACACACUGACGAAGGAUUACUACGACUACUACUACAAGCUUGAAGAGGAGGAAUUCCGUGCGCUACUUUGUGUUACUGUUUUGUUACUGUGUACUUAUGAAUAACUUGAACUGAAAACAAAAGACAUACACACACACGCACUCUGAAAAGGCUGAAUGAAUGAAUGUUUACCUCCCAGCCCUGAAAAACAUCCCAAGAAAAGGAAUCCCUACACUGCGUUCGGUUCCUGGUUCCAUUCCCUAAGACCAAAGCGUAGUGUGCCGCAGCGAGGGAGAAAAAGCUUCGUAAAGAGGAAUCCCUACUUUUGUUCCUGGUUCCAUUUACUCAAACCUAAGCGUAGUGUCGUAGUGAAGGAGGAAAAUGUGACGCUGGAAAAUAACUCCCACACACGUACACACACACUUUUAACCCUGGAAACGCUACCAACUCAACCAGUGCAUGCCGGCCCUAACACCCGCUGGUACCAAGGCUGAAACGACCCUUGGUAACGCACGCUAUACAACCUUCUCCGGGACAUUUAGCUAACUGGAUUGGGUGGGGGGACGAGGACCCUAGCUAUGGAUGACUCUGACUGCAGCCCCACCCCGGAGGCAGGCGGUGGCGGCAGCGUGGAUAGGCUACACACGACGAGGAACGGCCGAGCGGGAAGUCCAGGCGAAGACAUCCCCGCCAGGUCGCCGAGCCCUCGCUACCGCCGCCGCUACUCCGACUCGACGCCUACACGCAGUCCCUCGCCGCUCCACCUCGCCGACUGCUACGACGGCUUGGAGAACACCUCGUCCCGGAAGACCAAGUCGGUGUCUUUCCACUCGCAUACCAACUGGAAGAGCGACCGCAAGAUCCAGAGUGCUUACGACUGUCUGCAGUACAUGAUCGAGGGCUCCAGCAUGGUGAAGCUCCGUGCCAACAGCCGCCAAUACCACCGAUACUUUCGCCUUCUGGACGACCUCUCCGCCAUCCGCUGGACGCCAACCACCAAAAAGACGAGCAAGGCGCAGCUCAUGAUCGAGCACAUCAAGGAGAUACGAACGGGGCGCAACUGUGAGAGUCUACGUAACAAGGACUUCCCGGUACACUACAACGAGGAGCGCAUCUUCAGCAUCCUUUACGGGGACAACUACGAGAGCCUUGACCUCAUCGCGCACUCCCCGGAAGAGGCGUCUAUAUGGGUGACGGGACUCAACGCUCUCAUAGGAGCUUCUAAAGCCACCCCGGACGCCGUCGAGGACAGGCAAACGCUACGGGAGACUUGGCUGAAGGAGAUGUUUGAGAAAGCCUCGAAGAACACGUCGGGCGGCUUCAUCGACCAGACCACGUGCAUCAAACUCAUCAAGAGGCUGGACUCACACGUGGCCAUGGUCAGGGUGCGCCAGAAACUACAGGAAUACGAUAUGGGCAAGACGGAUGGCUGUCGGGGCAGGAUCGACAGCCAGGAAUUCAUCGACAUGUUUAAGGAAAUCGCGACUCGGCCUGAAAUUUACUUCCUGCUUAUAAGAUACGCUAACAAGGACUACCUGACGCUCGAAGACUUCCACUUGUUCCUGGAGGGCGAGCAAGGGCUGGCGGGCCUAACCACAGAGAAGGUGAUCGAGACCAUUGAGAAAUACGAGCCGGCGCCUGAAGCGAGGAAGAACAGACAGAUGCUAAUAGACGGGUUCACGCGGUACCUUAUGAGCGAGGAGUGUGACCUGUUCGACCCCGCCCACCGCGUCGUGUGCCAGGACAUGGGUCAACCGCUGGUCCACUACUUCAUCUCCACCAGCCACAACACCUACUUACUCGAGGACCAGCUCAAGGGGCCCUCCAGCGUCGACGGCUACAUCAGGGUACUGGCGUGUGGCUGCAGAUGUGUCAAAGUGGACGUGUGGGACGGGCAAGAGGAGCCGCAGGUCUACCACGGCAACACCCUCACCACCAAAGUGCCCUUCAGAGAGGUCAUCCACGCUAUCGCCACCUACGCCUUCGACUUCUCCGUCUACCCCGUGUUGAUACAUCUCGAGAACCACUGCGGCGUCAAACAGCAGAAGGUGAUGGCCAGGCUGCUGCGUACGUUACUGGGCUCGUACCUGUACCAACACCCGCCGGACGCCGCCACCCCCGUCACCGAGCUGUCCCCGGAAGACCUCAAGUACAAGGUGAUCAUUAAGGGCAAGAAGCUGGCGCGGGAGGAGGAGGACGAGGGGGAGGUGAGCGAGGAGGACGAGGGCGGGGAGACGAAGCGAACCACGAAUCCGCGAAAGAUGAAACUCUGCAAGGAGCUGUCUUCGCUCAUCUCCCUCCACCGCGCGCGCUUCACGGACCUCAGCACCGCGCGGGCCAAACAGGAUGUGAGUGAGAUGUGCAGCCUGAGUGAAUCCUCGUCGGCCAAGCUCGCGCACAGCUGCCCCGAGGAGCUGGUCAACCACAACAAGAAAUUCCUGACGCGCGUGUUCCCAAACUCUUCGCGGGUCGACUCCUCAAACUACAACCCGCAGGACUUCUGGAACGCCGGCUGUCAGAUGGUGGCCCUCAACUUCCAGACACCCGGGCAAUUCAUGGACGUGUACGAGGGCCGCUUCAGGGCCAACGGGGGCUGCGGGUACCUCCUGAAGCCGGCCGUCAUGAGGGAACACAUCUCUGUCUUUUCAGCACACUCCAGGGAGACCAUACCCGGGGUGGCGCCGCAGCUACUCAAAAUAAAGGUGAUCAGCGGGCAGUGUCUCCCCAAGCCUCGAGGAUCCACGGCCACUAAGGCGAGCUUCAUUGAUCCGUACGUGGUGAUCCAGGUCUUUGGGAUCCCUGCGGACUGUACAGAGGCCAAGACACGGACGGUAAGCAACGACAGCAGCUUCCCGAUCUUCGACGAGAGCUUUGAGUUCCACAUCAACCUGCCGGAGCUUGCCCUGGUGCGCUUCGUGGUGCUGGACGAUGAUUUUAUUGGGGACGACUUCGUGGGCCAGUGCACCAUACCGCUGGACUGCAUACAGACUGGCUACAGACACGUGCGGCUCCUCUCCAGCAUGGGGGAGCCGAUAGACUCUGCGACGCUCUUCGUGCACGUGUCCAUCUCCAACAAGAAGGGCGGAGGGAAGCUGCAGCGGGUCAAGGGCAAGAAGACAGACAAAGUGAAGGCCGACAUCAAGCCCAUUGGUCUGAAGGCAGCCGAUGACUUGUUUAAGGAGGCCUCAAUGGCGGUGGUGGAAGCGGAGUGCGUGCAGGACAAGGUGGAGGAUGCGUGGAUGGAGCUGCAGGACGAGUGUGGGCUGGAGCACACCGCCAACAUGAAGCAAUGCCUGAGGGUGACCAUAUCCCGGUACAUGGCCACACCGGACACAGCGCGACUCUCUAUACAGGAGGAGAACGGGGUCCCAUUCUUGAGGAAUUCCCGGCCUGGUCCGCUGCCCUCACACCUACACCGGCUGGAGAUUGCCCUGCAGAAGGUCAUGCUCGAGAUCCACCACUUCCUGGGUCAUGGCGAGGAGCUUCACCGCACGCUGGAGUCCCGCCUCAAGCCCUGCCUGGCCAUGUAUGACAACCUGGAGUCACGCAUGGCCUCCAGCGGCAUCAAGGGCAAGAAGGCGAACCGGGCGAUGGAGAACUAUGCCUGGAACGUGAGGAUCAUGCGGGGCCAGCUGGACCGCCUCACCGCCCUCACCAAGAAGUGCAAGAUGGCCAUGGAGCAGGUUGAGUCCACCAAGACCACCCUAGACAGCCUCAACCAACGUGAACGCUCACCCUUGGUCCGGGAGCGUCCACGCCUCACCCUCGCUAACCGCCACAACACCACCGACAACCUCACCACCUACGGGAGCCUCGGCCGCUCGCCCACCACACCGGGGGCCGACUGUAAGCCCAAGAGUAUCCUAAAAAAGAGUAACUCAAACCUGGAGUCAAGCAGCGUCGGGUACGUCAAUGAGGAACAUCAGGGGUCGUCAAGUAGCUCCGGCACUGUUGUGGGGGACGAGGAGGAGGGGGAGGACGGGGGGACGGAGGAAGGGGGUCAGUUGCUAAAGCCCCCCCUCCUCCACUCCUUCAGCUACACCCCGAGCUUCACGUACGAGCAGGACACGGCGCUGUAGAAGGCUAGAUCGGCUUGCCUUGGGGUCCUGUUCUGCCUCCUCCUCCUGCUCCUAUUCCUUGUAUUGGUUGGGUAAUGGUGCAGCCAGGUGGUACAAGUAAGAGUAACAAGUAUAUGCUCCCCAGUUUGCAGGCUGUCCAUACAAGUAACAAGCGUGUGACCCCAUUUCACAAGCCUACGAUACAAAGAAAGAGAAGUAUGCUGCCCAGUUUACAGGCAUAUGAUAAAUGUAAUGAGUUUGCCCCCAAGUUUGCAGACUUACCAUACAUACAAGUAACAUUCUCCUUGUGUAGUGCUAUGCUAUGGAAGACACACAGAGAGAGAGAGUGAGGUGCUUGAGUAUUAUUGGCUCAGAGGUGCGGAGUGUGUCAUUCACCCAUGGUUUGAUCACAUGCUGGACUCGUGUUUGCUAGCCAGAAAGUGUGUAUGAGUGUGUGAGGUUGGAAGGAGAUGAGGUGAGGGUCAAGGUUUUUCUGUAUCAAGCAUGUAUUGGAAAAGCAUAAAGAAAUAGAUCACAUUGAGAGAGAGAGAGAGAGAGAGAGAGCAAGAACAAGCCUCUGAUAAUCGAUAUUUCUAGGCAUCCGAGCUGCUUGUUCUCUGCCAUACAAGACUUGAAAGCUCACAGUGAGAAGAGAAUCAACAUUGGCUAUUACUACUUCUACUUCUUGUAUUACUAAAGGGUUUUGUUAGUGUUAGGUUAGGGCGGGAGAAGGCCAAGGGAAGGCUUAUGUUUAUCCGCACACAGAGAUGAGGGAGAAGAGAGGCUGGCGUUGUGCAUUCCAAGUGUAGAAGGUUAUGAAUUGCCGACUGGAAAAUGGCUCAAAAAUCUUACUGAUGACAAGCUGAAAUAAAAGUACCAUUGGAGAGGGAAGAAAACUUGCAUUUAUUGAUACUGAGUCAAGAUAAGGGAUCCCAAAACAUUACCUCUUGAAGAAACUUAUGAAUCACCAACUGGAAAAUGAUAAAAGAAGUUAUUCCUUGCAAUACAUAAAUACGAUAAUAGCUUUGUGCUUGCAUUGGAGGGGGAAGAAGUAGUUUACAUUUACUGGUGAAGGAGGAAGUAGAUGAAAUGUUGGAAGCUUAUUUAUGGCAGUAAAGGAAAUGAGGAAGUGAGGGAGAGAGAGAGCUUGUGUUGGUUAAGAAAUGAUGCAAUGGAAAUAAGGAAUGGAGAAGAAGGGCAUUAGGAAGCAGGAAAAAUUGACCCCUUCACACCCAGAUCUUUACUUGACUACCUAAAAUUGUCUGUUCUUAGCCAUAAAAGACGAACAAGUAACAAUAUACCAAAGAAGCUGCUGGGCGAGGAUAUUAAACAGGUUAAAUCUAAUAAAUCUAAUUCUUCCGUUCAUUAAAACCGUCUGUUGGCAGCUAAAUUACAAUGGAAAUUACGUUCUGAGACUCAGUUCCAAUAUCUCAAUACCAAUAUCUCUCCAAAGAAGCUACUGGGCGAGGAUACUAAGCAGGUCAAAUCUAAUGCUUCUGUUCAUUAAAAUCGUCUGUUGGUAGCUAAAUUACAAUGGAAAUUACGUUCUGGGACUCGAGGGUUAAGGCCAUGCCAACUUGGAAGAGGACUCAAUACCAUGCCAACUUGAAAGAGGUGGAAAGAUAUAGAUUGGGAAGGGAAACAAAGAAAUACAAAGGUGAGGACUGCGGAUGAGAGCCAUUCCAACCCCUCUCAGUUAGCUCACAGGGAGGAAGUCGAGGAAAAAGGUUCACGCCAGCAGGAAAAUAUUACUGAAACUACGAGUGAAUGAAAAUAAGAAGAGAAGUGCUUGCGUUGAAAAUGGAAAGUAAUUGAAGAAGUCAUUUUUAGUGGGUGAAAAGAGAGGAAGUGAUGGAGAGUGAAAGAAAAGCAUUGAUAGGAAAUGGAAAGAAGAAACAGAGGAAGAAGAAAAGAAAAAUCAGGUGGUUUGGAGAGUCGUAUUAAAGGGCACGUAAUGGAAAAUGAUUGAAGAAGUCAUUUUUAGUGGGCGAAAAGAGAGGAAGUGAUGGAGAGUGAAAGAAAAGCAUCGAUAGGAAAUGUAAAGAAGAAACAGAGGAAGAAGAAAAGGAAAAUGAAGCCGUUUGGAGAGUCGUAUAAAAGACCAAGAACAGGAAAUAAGAAAAAUGUAAUACAGAAAGUGAUAGAAAGGAAGUUGAAUCCAGAAAUGAAGGGAAUGAAAAAGAAAACUCAGGUAAUACAGAAGAAGUUGAAUGAAAAUGGAAAGAAAAAAUACCACUACCUUAAGAGCACUGAGAGGAAGAGCAAGAACAGGACACGGGAGACAGGAAAAAAGAAAAACAUGAUACAGAAAGUGAUGGGAAUUAAGUGGAAACCAGAAACGAGAGGAAUGAAAAAGAAAACUCGUCUGGUAAAAAAAGAAUUGAGUUAAAAUGGAAACAAAAAAUACCACUACCAUAUACCAAGCCACCUUUCAUGUGUAUAUAUGUAUGAAUGAAUGUCCGGAGAGCCUCUUCACAACACGCCAAUGCAAAGAAUCACUCGGAAAAUCAAUGAAAACAACCGUACUGACUAUGGAAGCAAGAGAGUGAGAGAGAGAGAGAGAGACUAUACCUAGCCAGUCCAUACAUUCACAAGGGAAAACACACAGUUACAAGGGGGCUUCAAGAGGCUGGGUAGCUGGGUGUCUCCUCCUCGGGCUCCUCUCGGCUUCUCACCCACAGAAUAUAUAUACCUCAGGGCGGCGUGACGGUCCCUUUGUAUUGCUUUGUAAGGCCCCAGCACACCAGAACACAGUGUUGCGCUCGGGCUUGGAAUAAAUGCGUCGCUCCAAAGACAAACGGCACAUGAGUUGAUGCAUUGAUCGAAUGUUUUUACUUAUGCUCUGUGUGUGUGUGUGUGUGUGUGUGUGUGUGUGUGUGUGUGUGUGUACCUACAUGUAUGCAUUGAUGUGUGGGAUGUCUCAUAUGUGUGGUGUGUUUGGGUGCUUGAUAAAGGAGUGAGGGGGGAGGAAUAUAACACACACACACACACACACACACGCACACACACACACACACACACACACACACACACACACACAGACACAAACAAACAAACGAACACACACACACACUCACACUGAACAAGUUGACAGAGUAGAUGUUUUUUUAUUUCAGAAAGACACAAAUUUGUUGAAAAAGCCAAAAACAUCGUAGAAAAAUGAGAACAAAACUUGGCUUGUUAAAACUCUCGGCACAUAUCAGAACUAUUGAUGGAAAAUGAACGAUUGAACUCUACGUAUUAUUCAAAGAGGACAAUUAGUGAAUUCUUAGAUAAAUUAGACAAAUACAGAUAAAACAAACACACAUAUACGCACACACACACACACCCCUCCUAUGUAUCUCCACCAUGUAUGUAUGUAUCCAAGCAUCCGGGCACCUAUGUAUGAGACACCCCACAUGUAUAUAUAUAGUUUUCUUAAUGGGUGCUGCUGCUGCUGCUGUGUAUAUCUAAGACCUAUGUAUAGCUUUGUAUAUUGUUCCUUAUAUAGCAUAGCAUCCACCGCCCCAUAUAUGCAGUAUUUAUUUUGUAUAUAUUGUACGUAAGGAAACCUACUUUUUAUAUAUUCAUUGCAGAGUGGAGACAAAAUGCAGCACAUGGCAAUAAUGACCACACGUACACACACACACACACACACACACACACACACACAUAUAUAUGACACUCCUUACGAGCUUCACACAAAAUCCUUUCAAAAUACAAAUACGUAGCAAAGAAUACACACACACACUCACACACACACACACACAGGCACACACACACACAUACAGAGUUAUAUAUAUAGCAUUCCAUUAUUUCGAGGUGGUCAUUACUAUAUAUAUAUAAAAACAUUUCCUCAUUCCUUGCCUGAAUCAAUCGCUCCCUAUACCCCAUCAUCCCUUCUCUCUUUUAUACACAUCAUCAUAUCGCUAUCGAGGAACAUAUGUGAUGCAAUACACUAACUAAUAUAAAAGCCAACAUGUAGCAGAGGGUGGGCGGGGCGGGCGGGUAGGAAAAUAAAGAGAAGUUGAUACAUGGAAAACAAUCACGAUAACUCAACCCGAUAUUUGCUUUCAGACUUUAGGAAGACAUGAAAUCGCUUAGCUAAGAUACACAGCCAUUAAGUAGGUAAGGUUACGAGACCCAUAUAUUAUAGCAUGCACACCGGCGGACAUAUAUAGCCAUUGAUGUAGGGGAGAGGAAAGGAGAAGGAGGAGGAGAGGAAGGGAAAGAGAACAGGAACAGGGGAUGAACUAGUAAGGGAGGAGAUUAAACUACUGAGCAGAAAUGGGCUGAUUCUAUGGAGUGAAGUGGAUGGCAAGCUAACUGACCCCUUGCAGACUGGUGUUGUAUCUUCUUAAGGGAGAGAAAAAGGAGCAGGGUAAAUUAACUAAGGCGGAAGGGAGGAGAAAAGGGGAAUCAACUGAUCAAAGCAAAACAAGGGAGUAGGAGAUGAAAUGAAGGAGAGAAGGGAGUAUAAGAUGAACCAUUAAGGGAGAGAGGAGGAAAGGGGUGAACUAAUGAAAGAGAGAGGGGAGUAGGAGACAAACUAGCGAGGAAGAAGUUGACUUACUGAUCAGAAAGGGUGUUGAGUCACAGUGAUUCAUAGAGUAAAGGGUAUUGAAACUCAUGUCCCUGGUGUGCAUGCCUUAAUAGACCUUCAGGAUAAUUAGAACCAUAUUAGCGUGCACACAGCAACUAUUUUCAACCUCCAACACCCUAGUGAGCUUGUACUUCCUCUCAUUGCCUCUGGAAGGAAUUAACUGUACAGACCGAAUACUACAUAGGCCUAAAUAUAUAUGAGAUAUUUUUUGAAGGUUGUGAGUUUUAGAAAGUUUAUUAAUGCAAUAUCUUUGAGACAGACAGACACAUACAUAUUAUAUAGUAAGACUAGAUACUACACAGGUAAUUCAAAAUGUGCUAAAUUUGACUAUGUCUUCCAAUAGCAUAUUUUCUGCUUUGGAAAAAAGAAAAGUAUACAUAGAUUCUAUGACUCGUGGAGUGCCAAAUGUACAUAGGUAUAUAUAUCGGCUCCAGGCGGGGCGUGUCGGCUGAUUGGUACGCACUGUGCCAAUGAGUACUCACAGCAGGGGGAGAAACUAUGCAGAGAAACUGAGCCGAGGAUUAAAACUGAAUGGUUGUCAAAGUAAAGAAUGCUUGCCGACCUUUAUUUUGAUGACAUGGUAAAGGUAUUAAAGAAACCGUUGUCAAAAUAGAGAGUGUGUUUUGACGGUGCAGUAAAGAUGAUAAAAAAGAUCUCGUCAAAAUGAAGAAUGUUUGGUGACCUUUAUUUUGACACCACAUUAACAGUAACAAAACUGGCUGCUUACUGACCUUCAUUUUGGCAACACAGUAAAUUGCUUCAAGUGAACCGCUUUUAAAAUAUAAGAGCGUUCAUCGGCCUGCACUUUGACGACAGAUAAAAAGCUCAGAUUAAAGGAAAGCUGGAAAUUGUAACUUCUAUAAUCAAACAGUGAAUUAUUGAAGUAAAAAAAAUUGUUAGCAGAUAAAAAAAACAUGAAUCAAACUUAAACUGUAUUUAAUCUAUAUUCCUCAGCUCAAUUUUCUUGCGUAUUCCCUCCCCUUGAUGUGAGUACUAAAUGGACAUGUGUGUGUAUACCAAUCAGCCCCCGCCCCCCCCCAUAUUCAGGCAGGACAGAAUGUAUUUAGACUCGUAGCAAAAUCAUGUUCAAACCUCAGCCACACGUCAAACAACCACUUGGGGAUGUCGAGGGUGUCUGGCCAGUCUGUCCCACCCACCACUCAAGUUAUAGUCCAUUCUGGCGACUAUCAAAACAGGUCAUGCGUUAUGGUAUGGCCGAGUGAUUUUUGGCUUUUUCAUUAUAUAGUAAAGGAUAUUUGAUUGGUAACUGAUCGAUUAUAAGAGAAAAUCAUGGAAAAUUAUGGUAUGGCCGAGUGAUUUUUGGCUUUUUCAUUAUAUAGUAAAGGAUAUUUGAUUGGUAACUGAUCGAUCAUAAGGGAAAAUCAAUGAUGCAACUCUCCACUCUAUACUAACAUGUCUAACAGAUGAGAAGUAAUUAAAGGAAGGAAGAUUUUGCAUUAAGACGAACAGGGCAUUUUUGAGUUCCUGUCAUGGUGAACUGGUCAA
This is a messenger RNA of Eriocheir sinensis (Chinese mitten crab), 11254 nucleotides long. RefSeq names its product inactive phospholipase C-like protein 1. Bases 1687 to 5187 code for a protein of 1166 amino acids. Gene Ontology annotation, molecular function: phosphatidylinositol-4,5-bisphosphate phospholipase C activity. NCBI's taxonomy places the organism in Eukaryota, Metazoa, Arthropoda, Malacostraca, Decapoda, Varunidae. The transcript has 22 exons. Gene Ontology annotation, biological process: intracellular signal transduction; lipid metabolic process. The record is from RefSeq and is a predicted model, not a curated record.